Molecule: messenger RNA, 3479 nt
Organism: Ailuropoda melanoleuca (giant panda)
Lineage: Eukaryota; Metazoa; Chordata; Mammalia; Carnivora; Ursidae
Gene: CEP57
Product: centrosomal protein 57
Exons: 11
Coding region: 387-1892 (501 amino acids)
Cellular component (GO): centrosome
Molecular function (GO): identical protein binding; microtubule binding; gamma-tubulin binding
Source: RefSeq, a predicted model, not a curated record
GUGUGACCCGCCCCUUUGUAGAGUCCCCUCAGAACCUUGUGGGGGCCGGGAGCGUUAGCGCCCCCGCAGUUUCAGCGUUGCGCUACCUUGUGACGACAGUGAGGGAAGAGGCGGAUUCUCUCCUACUACCGGAAGACGUCCGCUUUUUUGAUUGGCUACCCAAGACGUCCGUUAGGACGUGUUGCCUUUUCCGUGUGCACUCUGAGCGUGGGCGUCCCUGUGGGGGUGUGUGCAGGGGUUUCUAGACCCGGCACCAACAACCCAGCCCUUUCCAUCAGGGGUUCGGCUUAGGGUCGCCCCUGGUGGGCGGCUCUCGAAUCUUGAGGAAGAACUCGAAAACCCAGACCCCCCCCAGGGCUGCGGAGGUCCUCUGGGUAGGCAGGAAAAUGGCGGCAGCAUCCGUCUCUGCGACUUCUGGUUCUCAGAUCUCGAACAUCUUAGUCGAGCCUUCAAGGUCUAAUGGAAGUAUGGUUCGCCAUUCCUCAUCUCCAUAUGUAGUAUAUCCACCUGAUAAGCCUUUCCUUAAUAGUGAUCUACGACGCUCCCCAAACAAGCCUACAUUUGCUUAUCCGGAAAGUAACAGCAGAGCUAUAUUUUCUGCUCUGAAGAAUCUUCAAGAUAAGAUUCGACGCUUAGAACUUGAAAGGAUUCAGGCAGAAGAAAGUGUGAAAACCUUGUCUAGAGAAACAAUUGAAUAUAAGAAAGUAUUGGAUGAACAGAUACAAGAAAGAGAGAAUUCAAAGAAUGAGGAGUCAAAGCACAAUCAAGAACUGACAUCUCAGUUGUUAGCUGCAGAAAAUAAAUGUAAUCUUUUAGAAAAACAGUUGGAAUACAUGCGCAACAUGAUAAAGCAUGCAGAAAUGGAAAGGACAUCUGUCUUAGAAAAACAGGUUUCCCUCGAAAGAGAACGACAACAUGAUCAAACACAUGUGCAGAGCCAGCUUGAAAAGUUGGAUCUUCUGGAACAGGAGUAUAACAAACUUACCACAAUGCAAGCCUUGGCAGAAAAAAAAAUGCAAGAGUUGGAAGCAAAACUCCAUGAAGAAGAACAGGAAAGGAAACGUAUGCAAGCUAAGGCAGCCCAGUUGCAGACUGGUCUAGAAACAAAUAGAAUUAUCUUUGAAGAUAAGGCAACUCCAGUUGUUCCCAGUGCAAGAAGAGUUAAAAAAAAGAAGUCAAAACCACCAGAAAAGAAAGGUUCUAGGAACUAUUUUGCUACACAACCACAUUAUAGAUUAUGCUUGGGGGAUAUGCCGUUUGUGGCUGGAAAGUCCACCAGUCCUAGCCAUGCUGUGGUAGCCAAUGUUCAGCAUGUCUUGCAUCUAAUGAAGCAACACAGUAAAGCCCUGUGCAAUGAUCGAGUGGUCAACAGUGUUCCUUUGACAAAGCAAGGUUCUUCACGAAGUGGUAAAAGUAAGAAGUUGUCAGUAACGCCUUCCUCCUCCAACAGCAUUAAUGAAGAGUUAUCAGAAGUCUUACAGACCUUACAAGAUGAAUUUGGGCAAAUGAGCUUUGAUCACCAGCAGCUUGCGAAACUUAUCCAAGAAUCCCCAACUGUUGAACUGAAAGACAACUUAGAGUGUGAACUGGAGGCAUUGGUGGGGAGGAUGGAGGCCAAAGCCAACCAAAUAACUAAAGUUCGAAAAUACCAAGCCCAGCUGGAGAAACAGAAGGUGGAGAAGCAGAAGAGGGACUUGCGAACCACCAGAAAGACUCUUGAUGAAGAAGGAAACAGUAGCAGUCGUUCUUCUGGAGUCACAGGGACCACAAACAAGAAGGACGUUGCCAAACCAAGACCUGGUGAAAAAAGCAGGAAAAAUCUUCAGUUAUUGAAGGACAUGCAGACCAUACAAAGUUCAUUACAAAGCAAUAGUUUAUGUUGGGAUUACUGACUGGUACCAGGUUAUAAAUUUUAUUCAGAUAAUCUGUACCUCUUCAAUCAGAUUUUGACAAUUUACUCUCCAGGUCUCAUACUCUUAUGUUGGAAUUAACAAAUAGCAGGCGUUAAGGGGCCCAAGCUUCAUUACACAGGCUUCUUGUGUUACACAUCGUGACUAAAUGUUAAACCACCUAAAUGGAAACCAGGGGAGUUUUAAAGGCUAGGAAGCCACACAGUCUGCUUCUUUGAGGUGAAUUUGCUGUACUGAAAUACUGCACUUUGUAAACAAAUUACGAAUUGUUUACUUGUGGGUGUGAUUUUUUUUUAAUAGUUCCUUACAUAUCUAAGUAAAAUUAGGUUUAAAUUAUCAAAAUAAGAGGCUGUCCCAUAGGCAGUGUUUGCUUAAAAAAUAUUCUUAAAUCUUAUCCUGGCAUGAAUCGCCCCUUUCUCUUUUCCAGUACAACCAUUAAAUAUACUUUGUUUCGACUAUUGAUGGAGGUUUUCUAUAUUUAAGUAUUUAUACAUAUUUAAAGGAUUGUUUUGUUUUGCUUUUUGACAUUUCAGACAUUGAUCAGUAUUAAAUACACUUGUAUUGAUGUUAUCCAUCAUUAAAAAAUUUUUAAGAACCCAAGCAUUCAUUUUAAGUCCAUUCACUGCAAAAAUUAUAAAAGCAUUUUUUAAAGUACAAAUUAUUAAUGAAGUAAAUGAGCUUUUAGGAUGAAGAGAGAAGAAGAAAUGUUGUAAAGCAAAUACAUUUGUUGUUUUUAAAUAAUACCUGUUUGUAAUCAUGCUGUUGAGUUUGAGGGGUUGUUUUUUAAUCUUGAAACAUAGAAGAGCCCCUUGGACAUGUUACUGGUGUACAAUAUGAGUGCAUUAACUGUACACGUGCAGCUGUCAUUAUGUUAAUAAUGUGAAUCAUAAUUCUGCAUAAAUCAAGACGUGAACUUUUUAUAAAUUUGCCACUGAAGUCAAUAAAGCAGCUUUUUUAAGGAAACACUGACAUUUUCCUUAACAGCCUGUUAAUGAAGGCUUUAUUUGUUGUAAUCUUUCCAAAAAAUGCAUUUCUAAAUAGGAUAUUAACAUAUUUUGAGAAACAAGAAUUUACAUAAUUUGCCUAUCUCAUGCUUACACAGAAACUAAACCCAACAAGACUGAACGCCUCAUGGCAUAUGAGAAGAUACUCCAAAGAGUGCUAAUGAAAACAGGAACCACAUGUUAAAGAAAUUCCUUCGUAUGCCUCCCCUGGGAUCCAAGUGGAAGUUCUGGGAUUUUAUCUGGGUAUAAUCAGCAUGAAAUGUAGUGCCUGUCUGGGCACUAAGCUUGUUAGGCCUCUUAAUUGAAUUAAUUCUUUUACAGAGUUCUUGAUUUAGGUUCCUUCAAUUUGGAUCUGUUUGUGAAUGUUCUGAAAUUGUAUGUAAACUUUUGUUUGCGUGUGCAGUUUUGUAUCUUCAUUGAAUUCACAACAGUGAGUCCCCAGACGCAAGGAAUCACUGCUCUGGUGACAUGGAAAGUAUUUUUUUGUCUCGACCACCAUUUCAACUGUUAAACUUUUGUUAUCACUGUGUUUGAAUUUCAGGUCAUUAAACUGUGUGACACUCAU